AUCCAAUCGUAUCGAACCUAUCUGUCAGCUGUACGGAGAGCGAAAGACCUGUCAAAUGGUGAAUAGCAAAGCGGUAGUGAGAAUAUUUUUAACAAAUAUGUGUUUUUAUUUCCAAUUUCACACACAUAGGUAAUCGCUAAACCUAGCCGUAAGCCGUAGUGUAAAUUAGAAAAGUGGCGAGCAUCAGCGGUGUCCCAUUAUGAGCUCCAGAGACAGGGACACUAAGUCCUUUCAGGACAAAUUGAAAGUGUUUUUUAAAAAGGGAGGUACGGCGCCGGUAGCAGCGCGUAACGAGCUGUUGGUGGGGCCCGAGCUGGAGCGAGAGCUAUCCCCCGAAACGCCGCUGGGCCGCCGGCUGCGCGCCAUCCGGGAAGUCGGCGAAAAAGCCCUGCAGAUACGGAUACAGGAGGGUGGUGUUGAGAAAAUUUGGUCAUGUACGCGAGACCUACUGGAGGACAGCAACGUGGAGAGCCGGCACGCGGCGCUGUGUUUACUGCGACGCCUGGCCGAGGGGCAGGAGGAGCAGCUGCUGGUGAUGCGCACCACGCUGUUCCACUUCUUGCGGGUCACGCACGCCGCCGCCGCGCCCGAGGAUGGGCCGCUGCGCUUCCGCCUGCUGCACACCCUCACCAACAGCGGCAAGAACAUCAACUGCUUCGAGGAACAGAUCGGAGCAUUCCUGUUGGAGUGGCUGGCGCAGCUGCAGCAGCCCGCGCAGAUCAUAGAGUUCCUGCAGCUCAUCAUCAACGUGGUCAAGUUCAACGCCACCUACUUAGAUGAGGAGAUCGUACACGGAAUCAUCAACCAGUCGUGCUACCUGUGCGUGUACCCGGCGGAGGGCGGCGUGGUGCACGCCUGUCUCUCGCUGCUGGAGGCCGUGCUGUCCUACUCGCUGCUGCCGCGCUCCGCUCUGCCCGCCUUCGUCGCCGCGCUCUGCCGCACCGUCAACCUCGACCAGUACUGCCAGACCAGCUGGAAGCUGAUGCGGUGCGUGGUGGGCGCCGACAUCGGGCACGCGGCGCUGCAGGAGCUGGUGCACAUCCUGCGCGGCAGCGGAGAGACCGGCGACGGCGGCGCGGCGGACGCGGGGCUCGUGCGCGGCGCCGUCUUCUACAUCAACAUGGCGCUCUGGGGACCCAAGAAGGUCCACAACCUCAAGGUGUCCUUCCUCGCCGUGCUGCCCGCCUUCCUCAAAGCGCUGAGCGGCGCGCAGGCGGCGGCCGUGGUGGUGUACGAGGUGGUGGUGGCGCUGCAGAGCCUGGUGGCGCGCGUGCCCCACGAGCUGCACGACCCCGCCGCCCACGUGCUGCUGCAGACCGUGCGCCGUCUGCUGCAUCACGACAAGGCAAUGGAUCCGCCCAACGAGCUGAUCCACUCGCGCGUGCACGCCCUCAUCUCGUCGCUGGAGGCGCUGCACGAGGCGGGGCAGUACCGCGGCCCGCCCGGCGACCUGCUCGACCUGCUCGACCACUGCGCCCACGACCGCCCCGAGGCCUCCGCCAUGAAGGUGGUGACCGCGCGAGCCGCGCAGCUGAGCGGCGAGGCGGCCGGCGCGGCGCUGGCCCUCGCCGACCGCUACCUGCGCUGCGAGCCGCGCCUGCAGGUGCGCCUGCACACGCUGGCCGCGCUGCUCGCCUACAUCCGCCGGCACCGCUGCGGGCACGGCGAGGAGCUGGCCGAGCGCGUCGGCACCGCGCUGGCCGCCGCCUGCGCGCUCGACGCCGAGGCCGCGCUGCGGGCGGCCGCCGCGCGCGCCCUGCCCGAGCUGGCGCGCAUGUGCGCCCCCGACGCCUGCACCGACCUCAUCGAUCUGCUGGAAAAGAUCCUAAACCGGCCGUUCGAGAUGUAUGUGACGGAUGUGCCCAUCCCCGCGGAGGCGGACACGAGCGACCUGCGGCUGGCUGCGGGCGGGCUGCUGGAGGUGUUGCAGGAGCAGGCGCUGCGCAGCCCCGGCGCGCUGGCCACGCGCGCGCUGCUCGUGCUGCUCGACCACCUCGACCACCACUACCGCCGCCCGGCGCUCUUCGUGCACCAUCCCGACAUCAGACUCAAGAUCUUCGACAUGCUGUUCGGUCUGCGCGUGAACGCGUUCAAUUGCGUGGGAUUCUGCUACGAGGCGAGCGGCGCGGCGGUGUGGGGCGCGGCGGCGGCUGGCCCGGGCGCGCUGCGUCUGCAGCCGCUCUGCUCGCCCUUCCUGCUGGCGGAGCCGCCCGCAGUGCGCGGCCAGCAGCCGCAGCCGCUGCAGCCCAAGGAUCUGCCGCCGGGCGCGUGCGCGUUCCCGGCGGGGCGCACGGCGCGCGCGCUGACGACGGCGCUGAGCAAGGAGAGCGAGUGGACGGUGCUGGCGCACGUGCUGCGCGCGCUGCCCGGCCUGCUGCAGGCGCGCGCGCUGCUCGUCGGCCGGCGCGCGCACGACCUCGACCUGCUCGCCUCCUCGCUGUGCGCCAUGGUGAGUGCGCGUGGCGUGCGCGCGAGCGGCGGCCAGAAGCUGUCGCAGUCGGAGCUGCACGCGACGGCGCUGCCCGCGCUGGCCGCGCUCGCCUCCUACCACAGCUUCCUGGAGCCACACACGCAACAGAGGAUCAUCCGCUGCCUGCUCAGAUACGGGAUGGUGCUCCGACAGGCGCAGCCCUACAUCAACGCGCUGACGAUCUUCACGCUGGAGACGCGCGAGACGAUGGCCAAGAUGCUGCCCGAGGUGCUGCUCGACCUCUCCAAGAUCUCCGACACGCAGGCCAUCGCCAGCCCCAUGCUCGAGUUCCUCUCCACGCUGACCCGGCUGCCGCGCGUGUUCGCGUCCUUCGUGGAGGACCAGUACAUGUCGGUGUUCGCCAUCCUGCUGCCGUACACCAACCCCUCGCGCUACAACCACUACGUGGUGUCGCUGGCGCACCACGUCAUCGCCGCCUGGUUCCUCAAGUGCCGCCUCUCCUACCGCAGGAACUUCGUCAGGUUCAUCAUUCACGGCCUGCACAAUUAUAUAAUUAUGCCGUUCGAGGAGCAGCUGCACUACAAGACCAACAACUUCCAGCAGACGUCAGCCAACGAGGAUUCCUCUAACCGUCAGCGUAGCUCCAGUCUGGGUUCGAAGGCGGUGUCGCGCGCUCCGCUGGCGGGCUCGCGCGCACCCGGCCCCGCGCCCGCAGCGCCCGCCGCCUUCCACGUCGAGCUCACAGAGACCUGCAUCGACCUGCUGGCGCGCUACACCUUCACCCCCUGCGCCGUCAAGCCGCAGAGGAGCGACAUGGCCGAGUUCCUGUUCAGCGGCGGCCAGUCGACCACGUGGCUGGUGGGCCACAAGCUCAUCACCAUCACCACCUCCGGCUGCUUGCAGAACUCCAUCAAGCAGGGACUCUGCGAGAGGUGUGCGCUGCUGUGUCGCCAGCAGGCGGACAGCGCGCCCAGCCCGCCUCACCCCGCAGACCUCGACACGUCCAACGUGCACCCCACGUCACACACGUCACACACGUCACACACGCUACAGGUACAAGUGAACGACAACUCUGACCACAGCCAGACCUCCUCCAACAACCAUCUCAACGUGCACAACAACCAUCCGCCUGAAGUCAAACGCUACAGCAAGCACUCGCUGCAGCACAGCCGCUCCACCGAGACCUCGUGCUCCUCGCUCUCCAUGUCGGAGGCGCUGCAGCCGCCCAGCGCGCCCGCCUCCAGACAAAACUCUGCGGAAAACAACAAGUCGAGCGAUUCAAUCUUGGACGCACUGAAUCAGUUUUCGCAGCGAUUCGAAAAGACAUCAAAGGAAAUGGAGCGGGAGACGGGCGAGUGGGGGUCGCGCGCGGGCGAGCUGGCGGCUGCGGGCGCGUGUCCCUGCUGGUGCGGCGGCUGGGCCGAGCUGCACGUGCGCUCCCCCACCGGCGACGUCUCCUGGCUGCUGCGUCUGCAGAACCAGAUGAGCUGGUCGCAGCUGCAGGAGUGGCCGCUGCAGGACGUGCUGGCGCUGCUCUCGCCUCCCGCCGCCGCCGGACCGCUCGACGACCUGCUCGACCACGCCCCACACGCCCCACACGCCCCACACGCCCCGCACGACAACAGCCACGCUCCCACGGUCACUCUCUUUGUAUAUCACUUUACAUAUGUUGGGGCGGAGUCGCGCGCGCGCGGGGAGCCGCGCCCCGCCGCCCCCGCCCCCGCCACCGCCGCCGCAGACCUGCACAAAUCCAGCUCGGACUCGGUGGUGACGAGUGAGAGGCGCGCCCCGCUCGCCGCACCACUCUCCACCCCGCUCUCCGCCCCGCCAGCCGCGCCGCCAGCCGCGCCGCUCGGCCCGCAGCCCGCGCGAUACCGUGUGUUUGAUGUGAUCGUUGGAGUUGUCAGUGUGACAAGUGAUGUAAGAGGUGUGCCUGUGUGCAGCAUGAGCACGCAGCCCAUCAACAUCCCCGGCUCGCCGCAGCGCCAGAGCUCCUCCAGCACCACUGACGACGACGACCUGCUGCUGGUCCUGCCGGAGAGCAAGUCGCGGCACCCCGUGCGGCGCUCCAACUCAUCUCCAGAGAUGUCCUCCUCGUGGAAGCUGAGCGUGCGAGACGAGGACGAGCUCGGCCCCGACGCCGACGCCGACGACGCCAACCACAUGAUAGUGUUGCCGCGCUGCGAACCAACAACUGCGGCGAUGACUUUACACGCGACCAAGAAAGCGGCGAAGAAGAGCGACAUGCGCGUGUCCUGUGAGGCCAUACCCGAGGAGAUCUCCGGCACCUCGCCCCUCGCGCAGCCCCCGCACCCUGUGCAGGCCCCGCAGCCCCCGCAGCACGCGCAGCACGCGCAGCCCCCGCAGCCCCCGCAGCACGCGCAGGCCCCGCAGCACGUCGACACUGAACCGCACGCGCACGCCGCCUACCCGCACCUCAUGACCUUGAACUCGGACCCGGGCACGGAGGGCGGCGGCGAGGGCGGCGAGGUCGGCGCGCACCACCAGCUGCAGAAGACGGCGAGCGACGGCACGGUGCCGGAGGGGCGCGGGCGCAAGCUGGGCGCCGCGCUGGCAGCCUGCGUCGCCGGCGCCCUCGAGCGGGACGACCUGCCGCCGCUCUCGCGCUCCAAGCGCUCCAACACCAUCUCCGUCAUGAGCCCCACGCGCCGGCACCGCGAGGCGGGCUGGCAGCGCACCACCAGCGGCGGCGUGGCUCCCUCCUUCGUCUUCCUGCAGCUCUACCACAACAUGAGCACGCACCCCAUCUCGCCGCCCGUGCCCGGCGAGGCGGUGGCCGCGCUCAACCCGCUGACGGAGCGGCCGCUGAAGGUGGUGGGCGUGCAGCACGAGCGCACCAUCAAGAACCUCGACCUGGUGCCGCCGCUGGAGACCUACAAAAUCGGUGUGCUGUACGUGGGGCCAGGCCAGCAGGACAACGAGGUGGCCAUCCUCAGGAACGAGUACGGCAGCGUGAGGUACGCGGAGUUCCUGCGCCAGCUGGGCACGCUGGUGCCGCUCGAGGGCAGCGACGAGCCCACGCUCUUCCUCAACCUGGAGAAGGGCGGCAAGGACGGCCGCUACGCCUACGUCUGGCACGACGACAUCAUGCAGGUGCUGUUCCACGUGGCGACGGCGAUGCCCUCGUGCGCCAAGGAUCCCUCCUGCAACGAGAAGCGCAAGUAUAUCGGCAACGACUACGUCUCCAUCGUGUACAACCACUCCGGCGCAGACUUCAACAUACUCACCAUCAAGGGGCAGCUGAACUUCUGCAUCGUAGUGGUGGAGCCCAUGGAGCACGGCAUGAACCGCGUCUUCGUCAAGACGAAGGACGAGCGGCUGCGCACCAAGUUCCUCGCGCACAUGGACGCGCACGCCGUCUCCGACGCCAACGUGGCGCUGCUGGCGCGUCAGCUCGCCGUGCACUGCGCGCUCGCCUCGCUGAUCUCUCAGUCGCUCAAGAUGGGCGCGGCGCCGUUCGCCUCCAACUCGCUGGAGCGGCUGCGCCUCAUCAAGCGGCUGCGGCGGCGGCUGGAGGCGGAGAGACUGGCGGCCGCGGCCUCCGCCCCGGCGCCCUACGCCGCGGCCCCCGAGCGACAGCGCCGCGCCGCCGCCGACGACUUCAACGACUACACGUAGCCCCCGCGUGCCGGUCCCUCGAGCCGGACACGGUACACAUGUACCGCAGCCGCGCUCCAUAGCUCAUCUCUGACAUCUCUGACACCACUGACACGGUCGCAGGCGCUCAAUACGUGAAAAUAAUAUCUCAGUAUAAUGUAGAAAGUGAGGCAGAUUCAAUCAAUUGUAAAUGAGAACAGAAAGUAGCGAUAGGAGGAGAAGUCGCACGCGUCCACUGCAACAAGCUUUGCGACCUGUGUACGUCUCGUCAGGUCGCAGUCGCAGUCCCCGGAGCUCGCAACUGAUCUAACAAAGUAUUACUGUAUCAUUGUAUCACACGCAUCUAGUGAAUGUAAAAACUUAAUUAUACAUUUCAUUGAUAAAAUUGUAUUCAACGUUAACGAAACUGUGGUUAUGUGAGUUGCGGAGGCGUGUCCUGUGUCCUGUGUCCUGUCCUGUCCUGUGUCCCUGCGCAGACGCAGGCGUCAUGUUCACCCACUUCAGUAUCGUCCCAAAUUGAGGCAGCUAAAUUCAUAGUUCAUUACCAAGGUUCAGUUGUAAAGGCGGCGGUGGACCUCUCCCACACUCAUCUCACAUUCGCGAAGGCUCUUUGUAAUUCGCGUAAAAAUUCGUUUAAAUAGAACAAAUGUAUUUCCAAAUAUCUGUACAUACAGCGGCGCCUUUUUAUUGUAUAAUGUUACAUUUUGAACGCCGGGCGAGUUUUGUUGCCGAGUUAUAAAAGCGCCCGUGCGAAUGAGCGCUCACUAACUAACUGAGCUGCGCAUCGCUAAGUUCCUCCAUUAUGAAUAUUUCAUAUUUCUCAUUUAGUUUUAUUACGAUAAAACGAACCUGAGAAUAUUAUCUCCCAACACGACGGGGGAAAGCUCUCGCCCCCUCGCCCCCUCGCCCCCUCGCCCCUUCCACUGUUACGUCUUCAGCUAAAUGUAACUGUGAGUGUUCCCACUGAAGUGACACUUGUUUUAAUACAUAUUGUUAUCUCUGUUGUGUCAAAGAGAAUGAAAGAGACGACAAUAUGUGUUGUCUGCAGGUCUGCCGGCGAGCGCAACACGCCCCACACGACACGCCCCGCACGACACGCCCCGCACGACACGCCCCACACGACACGCCCCACACGACACGCACCGCACGACACGCCCCGCACGACACGCCCCGCACUCGCUCAUACUUGGACAAUGUUUUCGUGGAAUGUGAUAAUAAAGUAACAUAAAUAAGAAGUUGUAUUUCGCGACAAUUGUUUUACGUAUGUAGUUUGUACUAAGCUUUGAUUCGUUGACUGUCCGCCCGCCGCCGCCUUCACCGCACUCGUUUGCGGCGGU
Messenger RNA from Papilio machaon (common yellow swallowtail), 7386 nucleotides. It is a transcript of the gene gig, whose product is annotated as tuberin. The transcript has 37 exons. Bases 200 to 6070 code for a protein of 1956 amino acids. Gene Ontology annotation, molecular function: GTPase activator activity. The record is from RefSeq and is a predicted model, not a curated record. Lineage: Eukaryota; Metazoa; Arthropoda; Insecta; Lepidoptera; Papilionidae. Gene Ontology annotation, cellular component: cytoplasm; nucleus; TSC1-TSC2 complex. Gene Ontology annotation, biological process: negative regulation of phosphatidylinositol 3-kinase/protein kinase B signal transduction; negative regulation of TOR signaling; regulation of small GTPase mediated signal transduction.